AUGACUCAUACUGUGGUACUCUAUUGAGUCCUAACAUAGCAAUCAAUGGAUCAGUACAGUGUAUUGAUACAUACUGUACCAUAGAUCUGGCAGACGACUGCGAUGAAAUUUCUCUGGACCGCGACCACAGAUUAUUUAUAGCAUGCGUCAUUAGAUGAGCACGGGAAAAAAGAAGCAACAACAGUGUUUCGCACUCAUUCAUAUUUCUCAGCACAUCACGUUUUUUUUAAAUAUUUUUGUCUGUUUACACGGUGUAUACUGGUUUGGGAUUUAAAAAGGUACCUUUGCAGUUACAUGUAGCCAUUGUUAGUUUGUAUUAGCAACGUGGAAGAAAAUAUAUUCGUAGCUUCAAAACGAGAGGCCUGCUAGCUACUGUUUGCUUGUUGCAACAAGAACCAGCUACAAGAAACCCUCACGAGUUGGUCUUGUUUGAGCAGAAACGUUUUCCACAAAUUUCAGUGCUCAAUCAUCAUGGCUGAUGACUUUGACAUAGAAGCAAUGCUUGAGGCUCCAUAUCGAAAGACUUGCCUAACGAUAUCUCACCUCUACUUCCAUGAAUUCCAGUGUGAUCUGUCAAAAAAUGAAGGAUGAGAUCAAGCACAGUAGUCCAAAUGGGCACAAGGAACGCAGCAAGAAGAAAAAAAAGAGCAGGAGUCGAAGCAGAGACAGGAAGAGAAGCAAAAGCCGGGAUCACAAGAAGAGCCAUGACCACAAGCGGAGCCGCAGCCACGAACGAAAGCGGAGCCGCAGCAGGGAGAGGCGCCGGAGCAGAGAGCGCAGCGGCCGCUACAGGGACCACAAGACCACCUUCUCUGGGCCGAAAUUUAAUGGUGGUUCCAGAGGGAAGAUUGGACCCCCACCUGUCAUCAAGCUAAGCCGAAGACGUUCUAGAAGCCGAAGCCCUUUCAAGAAAGAGAAGAGUCCUGUGAGGCAAGUGUUCCUUGGGGAGAUGACGCAAAAGACCUCAAUCAGGCAGCCAAUAGACAACCUGACUCCAGAGGAAAGGGACGCUCGCACAGUGUUCUGCAUGCAGCUGGCAGCCAGAAUCCGACCACGUGACCUGGAGGAGUUCUUCUCUGCAGUGGGAAAGGUGAGAGAUGUGCGCAUGAUCUCUGACAGAAAUUCGAGGAGGUCGAAGGGGAUUGCUUAUAUCGAGUUUGUGGAGGCCAACUCGGUGCCACUGGCUAUAGGAUUGUCUGGCCAGCGACUUCUGGGGGUGCCAAUAAUUGUUCAGGCCUCACAGGUAAUGGCUGAGAAAAACAGGGCUGCUGCCAUGGCCAACAACCUGCAGAAGGGCAACGCUGGCCCGAUGAGACUCUACGUCGGAUCCUUACACUUUAACAUCACAGAGGAGAUGCUACGAGGAAUAUUUGAGCCUUUUGGAAAGAUUGAGAGUAUUCAGCUCAUGAUGGAUAGUGAGACGGGGAGAUCCAAAGGAUAUGGCUUCAUCACUUUCUCAGACACAGAGUGUGCCAAGAAGGCUUUGGAUCAGUUGAACGGCUUUGAGCUGGCUGGCCGGCCGAUGAAGGUGGGCCAUGUGACUGAGCGCACAGACGCCUCCAACGCCAGCUCCUUCCUGGACAACGACGAGCUGGAGAGGACAGGCAUCGACCUGGGCACCACUGGGCGCCUGCAGCUCAUGGCCAGACUGGCUGAAGGCACGGGACUGCAGAUUCCCCCAGCAGCACAGCAAGCCCUGCAGAUGGGUGGGGCCAUUGCUAUUGGUGCCAUGGCCGCUGUAUCAGCUGCCAUGAAUCCUGCCAUGAAUAUGAACAUGAAUACAGCUAUGAACUUACCCUCACAGCCACUUGCUACACACUGUUUCCAGCUGUCUAACAUGUUCAACCCUCGGUCUGAAGAUAACCCAGGCUGGGAUGUUGACAUUCAGCAUGAUGUCAUUGAGGAAUGCAACAAACAUGGAGGAGUUGUGCACAUAUACGUUGACAAGAAUUCCACUGAAGGCAACGUGUAUGUGAAAUGUCCAUCCGUUCCUGCUGCCAUGGCUGCAGUAAACGCAUUACAUGGUCGAUAUUUUGCAGGUAAAAUGAUCACAGCGGCAUACGUCCCUCUCCCAACAUAUCACAACCUUUUCCCUGACUCUGUGAAGGCUACCCAGCUCCUGAUCCCUCUUGCUCACUGAUGAUCUCUCACAGCAAGACAUGAAAAACCCAGAUUGGUGGGACACUGUAUAAUAGAUUUUUUUCCCCUUCAAUUUUCUCUUAAAAAAUUUGACAUUUUACAGUCUGUGGUCGUUUUUUCAUUCCUGCAAGUUAUGGCAGUAUGUUUUUAUUUUGUUAGUAGAUGAAGUAAAAAAAAAAAUUUUUGCUUUCCAUAUGCAAAAAAUAAUCCAAGCUUUACUUGCAUAGCCACGUCCAAACAUGUGUUGGGCAUUGAGGGUGGAGUUUCAGCCAGUCUAAGAGUUCAUACAUUCUUGUGCUUGAAAGCUUUGAUGGGCAUGUUGUCCCUGAUGAAGUGUACAACUUACAGUUGAAAUCGGAAGUUUACAUACACUUAGAUUGGAGUCAUUAAAACUUGGUUUUCAACCACUCCACAAAUUUCUUGUUAACAAAUUUAAAAAAUUAUAGACCUCCACAAGUCUGGUUCAUAUUUGGGAGCAAUUUCCAAAUGCCUGAAGGUAACACGUUCAUCUGUACAAACAAUAGUACGCAAGUAUAAACACCAUUGGACCACGUAGCCAUCAUACCGCUCAGGAAGGAGACGCGUUCUGUCUCCUAGAGAUGAACGUACUUUGGUGCGAAAAGUGCAAAUCAAUCCCAGAACAACACCAAAGUACCUUGUGAAGAUGCUGGAGGAAACGGGUACAAAAAAUCCACAGUAAAACAAGUCCUAUAUCGACAUAACACGAAAGGCUGCUCAGCAGCUAGGAAGAAGCCACUGCUCCAAAACCGCCAUUAAAAGCCAGACUACGGUUUGCAACUGCACAUGGGGACAAAGAUCAUACAUUUUGGAGAAAUGUCCUCUGGUCUGAUGAAGCAAAAAUAGAACUGUUUGACCUUAACGAGUAUCGUUAAGUUUGGAAGAAAAAGGGGGAGGCUUGCAAGCCGAAGAACACCAUCCCAACUGUGAAGCACGGGGGUGGAAGCAUCAUGUUGUGGGGGUGCUUUGCUACAGGAGGGUCUUGUGCACUUCACAAAAUAGAUGGCACAAUGAUGUAGGAAAAGUAUAUGGAUAUAUUGAAGUAACAUCUCAAGACAUCAGUCAGGAAGUUAAAGCUUGGUAGCAAAUGGACAAUGACCCCAAGCAUACUUCCAAAGUUGUGGCAAAAUGGCUUCAGGACAACAAAGUAUUGGAGUGGCCAUCACAAAGCCCUGAACUCAACCCUAUAGAACAUUUGUGGGCAGAACUGAAAAAGUGUGUGUGAGCAAGGAGAACUGCAAACCUGACUCCGUUACACCAGCUCUGUCAGGAGUAAUGGGACAAAAUACACCCAACUUCUUGUGAGAAGCUUGUGGGAGGCUACCUGAAACGUUUGACCCAAGUUAAACCAUUUAAAGGCAAUGCUACCAAAUACUAAUUGAGUGUAUGUAAACUUUUCACCCACUGGGAAUGUGAUGAAAGAAAUAAAAGCUGAAAUAAAUCAUUCUCUCUACUAUUAUUCUGACAUUUCACAUUCUUAAAAUAAAGUGGUGAUCAUAACUGACCUAAAACAGGGAAUUUUUACAAGGAUUAAAUGUCAGGAAUUGUAUAAACUGAGUUUAAAUGUAUUUGGCUAUGGUGUAUGUAAACUACCAACUUCAACUGUAGAUACCCAGACAUAAGAAAAGAGGAUGUUGAAUCUUUUUGGAAAGAAAAAAUAAAAUUCAAACAUUGCC
Molecule: messenger RNA, 3833 nt
Organism: Oncorhynchus kisutch (coho salmon)
Lineage: Eukaryota; Metazoa; Chordata; Actinopteri; Salmoniformes; Salmonidae
Product: RNA-binding protein 39
Exons: 17
Coding region: 554-2140 (528 amino acids)
Biological process (GO): mRNA processing
Cellular component (GO): nucleus
Molecular function (GO): RNA binding
Source: RefSeq, a predicted model, not a curated record